Molecule: messenger RNA, 2632 nt
Organism: Frieseomelitta varia
Lineage: Eukaryota; Metazoa; Arthropoda; Insecta; Hymenoptera; Apidae
Product: mucin-5AC
Exons: 11
Coding region: 248-2218 (656 amino acids)
Source: RefSeq, a predicted model, not a curated record
CGCGAUGCGCACUCGCGUGCAAAACACGAAGUGGAUCGAGCCAGUAUCGAACAGACACUCUGCGGUGUCACGUGGAUUGAUCCGACGAUCGAUUCGUUCGACGCGCGAAACAUCACGACGAAACGAAAAAAAGAAAAAAAAAAAAAAAAAAUAAAACGAACAACCGACCGGCCGGUGCUUUAUUACCAAUAUCGGAUUACCCUUUCUCGCGAGACCUCGCAAGGCAGGGAAGUUGAAGAGGAGCGCAAUGUCAGCUGCGGUGAGGGAGAGAACGACAUCGCACACCAGUAGAAAGAUCGUGAGUCAUGGUGGUCCUAUAUCUGGCCAGACAACCACGGCCAACAGCCUCGAAAACAACUUAGAUGCUCUUCUUGAGGACCUGCAAACAAGUGUCUCAAGAAGUGCCACCCCGAGCCGCGGUGGCAGGGCACUCUCGCCUCAAGUGGAGUAUCGUGUAGCUGCAAAUCCAACCAAGGUGGUCUCCGAAGGCAGAGGCAUUUCGCCAACUCGAACGAUGACAACCACCACUGAAAAGUACGUGAGCAGUGGGCCGAGUGGUGCAUCGAGUGGUAUACCUGGCUUGGACUUCAUCGAUUCAGAAUUACAAAAUGUGCAGCCUGGUCAAAGUAAAACGAUCGCUUACAAACAGGUGUCGUAUCAAUAUAACAAAAAUCUCGAUGGUAAACCAAUUGAUUCGUGGACAACAGACAGUACAUUGACUAACACCAUGAUCGAUGAUAUCCGAGAAAAGACCUACGAAGAAAGCACAAUACCUCGUGGUUUAGAACCGGUUAGCAAAUCAGUCAACAGAGAACUAGUGUAUAGCGAUAGUUCUACAUCUCGUUCGAAGCAAACUUCGCCUUUACCGGGUACUCAAAGGGACGUCAAGUAUAUUCACGAAUCUUCCAGCUACCAAACGGAACCAGUACAAAAUACAAUAACAACGAUGCACACGAGUGCUGCGCAAGAAUACGGAAGCGUCGAGUAUGUACCAGUCCCAUCGCCAACACCAGCGAUACCGAUCAACCUGGCACCAGGUCCAAACACAAAAGUAACCACCACUAUCAAAACCUACACUUACGAGCUACCAGGACCACCCGAAACCUAUCUACAGGGUGGCAACGUGCCAACAGCAGGUAGCGUUAUGCUGCCAGGAGAUCAAACAAUUACCUACACGAUACCAAAAGGAACUAGCACCACGGACAAAACGAUCACCUAUCAAACCGUGACCGAGAAUGUUCCACCUAGAACACCGACCAGAUACAGCAGUCCACCGCCUCCUAUAACAGACCUGACAAAGAAGUCUACUACGAUCCAUCAAGAGUCCAAGUUCUACCGCGAGGAACACCACGGUGGUUCACCAGGCCAACCAACAACGACAGUCUACCAUCCUAGUUCACCGCCGUUGGAAAAUAAAACGACGAUCACGCGAAAUGAAAAAUACUACCAAGUGGACGGAAGUUAUCCAAACGGGUAUCCACCCGGUGAUCGACCAGAUCAUCCUGGAACCACGGUGAUUUAUCAGAAUCAACCACCGACCAUAAACGAGAGUCACACGACGAUCAAUCGGAUCGAGGAACAUUAUCCUAGUCGGCUACCGUCCAGUGGACGACACCCGACACCUGACAAACCAGGAACACCUGUUAAUUAUUAUACAACAUCACAGUCCACCAACCCGCAAUCCUCCACGACUAUAUACAAAUUUUCGAACACCACCACGACGGUACCGCCGAGCAAACACCCCGAGGAUCACGAGGUUUUGUUACCCAAGCCGUUCCCGAUCGAAGGUGUUCAACUUUAUCCGACCAAACCGGCAAACAACGUACAAAGUCCGCCUAAAAAAUUAGAGGAUCUCAUGGCGUCGUUUUCUGACACAGAGCGUGAAGUACUAGAGGACAUUGAAAAAAGAGAAAAAGAACAACAGAAAGAGUCCCCAGUAGUGAAAAAGGAAGUUGACUUUGUGCCUCACACGCCGCCCAAAGUGAAGAGUAAAAAUGUUGCUGGACCUCCGGUUUAUUAUCCACCGGGAGCAGCAGAAUUCACUAAAAAGGAAGAAGCUAGCGCAGCUAUGUCGCAAUCUGGUGGAGGAUGGCAGAAGGCUAAAGCGAAAUAUGAGUACGAGGCGUCUGGCAAAAGUAAAUCAAAAUCAAGCAGCGGUAAAGCAGUUGUCCCUGUAUGUCUACCACUUUGCUGUGCCUUGCCGUGUGUAAUUAUGUAACUUAUAUUGAUAUUGAUAUUAAAACGUGUUGAUCGAUUAAGCAAUUUAAUACUUUGAACGAUCAGUCUUCCGUCAGUUGUGUAGAAUAAAACGUAGAUGAUAAACUUUAACGUAAGAAACACGUAUUAAACAAUUUUAAAAGGCUACGAAAUAAUUAAUGACACAAGCAAAUAUUUUUCUGGUUUCCUGUUUGUCAACUUGUUAAUUAUGUAUAUAUAUAUAAAACAACAAAUAAAUAUACAAUUAAAACUUGGUAUAAUUUCAAUUCGAAAGAGUAAGUAAUUACGAGAAAUCAAAUAUCGUUUUAUCGUAAUUAUAAGCUUAGUUAGGUGUAAUUAUACUCAUGAAUUGUGAAGAAUCUAAAUCUCUCUCUACCUUCAGUUUAACUCAAUAAAUUCGAUAUAAUCGUUGCUA